Messenger RNA from Calliphora vicina (urban bluebottle blowfly), 2615 nucleotides. RefSeq names its product l(3)mbt interacting protein 1 (gene Lint-1). The transcript has 5 exons. Bases 430 to 2475 code for a protein of 681 amino acids. NCBI's taxonomy places the organism in Eukaryota, Metazoa, Arthropoda, Insecta, Diptera, Calliphoridae. The record is from RefSeq and is a predicted model, not a curated record.
UUUUUGGGAGAAUAAGCAAAGAGAAAAGAGAACUAAUUUUCUUGAGGAAUGUAAUUUUUGUUCAUAAUUUCAAAAAAGAACAUACAAAUUUUUCGUCUUGUUUGCCAUUAAUACUCCACAUUUGAUUAAAAAAUUUUGGAGGAAACGCAACGUUUUAUUAGAGGAGUUCAGUAAAUGUUAGGAAUUACAACAACUUACAAAGCAUUUUUGAAAAAUUUAAAGUGACUUUUUUUUCCAUUAGUCAAUUUUUUGAACUGAGAGUGUUGAAUUGUGUUUAAUUUAAGCAAAUAAUACCUUAAAUAGACAAAUACAGUUUAAAAAUACGCUGAUAACACCUCAAAAUACUACAGAAAUAGUUAAAAGUUUAUUAUUUAAUAAAACAAAUAACCACUGAAAGCAACUAAAAACUAUAAGAACAGCAACAACAACAUGUCAUCAUCAACGGCUCCCAUUAUAGCCAGUUCUAGUUCGACAAUGAGUUUGCCAUCCCGUGAAAUGACUGAUAAUCGUUUGUUUCAGUUUUAUUUGGAAAGUUUCUUCAAAAUUCCCAAAGACAUUAGCCAUGAUAUAAUCUAUUGCCAAAGAGCUUUGAAGGCUCACAUCAAGGUUCAUCAGAUGGUUUUGGAUGUCUUUCAACAACAACCAGAUGCAGAUCCCCAACAAAAGAAACGCAUUCUCGAUGAACUGGAAGGGGAAAUUUAUGAAAUCAAUGCUGAACAAAACUUUCUAUUCUUACGUCUCAGACGCAUUAUAGAUGAAUUUAUGAAAAUGUUAAAGAAAAAUGACAUACCAACUGAUGCCACCACCACCAAUGCCUUUGUGUCCAAAGAACUGGUACCCCUAAUUAACGAUACUACUUUGGAAAUUAUACCCACAACUGUAAUCUCUCGCAGUAGCGAGGAGAAAUUAAUCGAAAAAUAUUUCGAAGUUCAAAAGGAUACAAAACCUGAACCAGUUUAUGAACAUAUGGAAAUUAUUGAUUUAGACGAUGAUGAUGACAGCAAAGUUGUGGUAAAGAAGAAAAUUGAAAAAGCUCAUGGCAGUCGGAUAGAGCGCAUUAACAAUGCCGCUGUAACGGGUGAAAGUUUAUUGAAAAAUUUUCAAGGUAAUAUGGCGACUCAGCCUUCAUUGCUGAAACCCUUCAAUCAAAGAAUGACCCAUGAUUUGAUGACUUUGGAUGUUAAGCCUAAUACUGCUAAACCUGUAAAAACUUUGGGUGAUCUUUACAAAAAGAAAAAAGAGGAGAAGGUGAUUAAUCAAAGAAUGGCUCAAGAGUUAAUGGCGGUGGAUGUUAAGCCUAACAUUAUUAAACCGCUGAAAACCUUGGGUGAUCUUUACCAGCAAAAAAAAGAGGAAAAGGAUAAAGACUUCGAGUUGCCGGUAUCCACAAAUGUUAAAAUGAGUCGUAUGAAUUUGAGACAAGCUCUUAAACGUGCCCAAGCCGCUGUUAGAGGACCCACCAGUAACACAAUACCAGCACCACCUCCACCACCUCCAGCACCCGUUGCACCAGCACCAGUUGCUGCUACAGAAGUGGUUGUGAAGAAGUCUAAUGCCGCUAAAACUAGAGCUACUCGUGCUGCCGCCGCCGCAGCAGCUGCUACAGCUUCAGCCUCUUCAUCUGGUUCCCAGAAAUCACCCGAAAGAAGUUCUUCAUCUGAGGAAGGUACCCCAGAACGUGGCCAUACACCACCUCAUAACUAUUGGCCCGAUGAAUUUGAGGAGACUCGCACUAAGGCCGAAGAAUAUGGCCAGGAAAUGUUUUUGAGAUUGUUCGAUUUGUUUACACCCGAAGUAAAUGCUCAAUUGCAGCAAAGACGUUCGAAGAGACGUAGACGUUGUGUACAGAAUAACAGUUAUCAUUAUGGCAGGAUUGAGCAUCAUCCUGCUUCAUCACUAAAUGAACCAGAUAACAAAAAGAAACGCAAAGCUUUUCUUUUGUCGCCUCAGGUUAAAAAGGCCAUACCAGCUAAACGCACUAAAAGACGUAGUGCCGACAAUGUGUCUGAAGCAAAUUCAGCACCAACUUCACGUUCUGCCUCUAGAUCACCAGAUGACAAACGUUCAUGCAAUGAGUGUCUAAAGACUGGUAUUAGUCUAGAGCAAUGUGAAGAAUGUAAAUUAUACUAUCAUGCCCAGUGUCAUCGCGAAGAAGACGAUCCCAUGAUUACAAAUGAUCCCAAAAAAAACUUAAAUGAUUUGAAAAAAUGUCCAGGCUGUAAAAGAAAACAUGAUAAAGCUAUAAAAGAUGAAUUCUUGCUACAUAAAAAACUGCAGUGUAGUGCCCAAGAUUUGGAAUUGCAAUUAGCUAAAGAGAAGGAUCGUAAUGAAAUUCUGCAAAGAACUGGCAAAUCCUAUAAAAUACAAAUGAAUAAUAUAUUUAAAAUAGUUAAUUCAUUUAAAACUGAAUCAUCUACCUCUAAAUCUAAAUCUGCCGAUGUAAAUGUUGUCUAUGACUUGGACAAAAUAUUGUAGAUGAUGAUGUCAUACAAUUGGCAGAAAAUAGCAUAUUGUAAAUGCUGCGUAUAAACUUAAGAAUAGUUUGUAUACAACAUUAAUUUGUAGAAAUUUAAGUUUUUAAUUACCCUAUUGCUACUAACAUACAAUAUAUUAUU